AUGUCCCAACAGCCAGAGAACGACAGAACACCCCCUGGCGCGCCACUGGAUGGUACCGCAUCCAAGAAGAGGACCCACCCUGAGGACUUCAAGCGCGCAUACAAGGCUUGCAUCAAUUGCCGCCAGAGGAAGGCCAAGUGCAUCCUAGAUGCUACACCAGACGGACCCGAUGGCCAGCCAUCCUCCCCCUUCACCUUCAAGGCGCAACCGGUGCAGAUGUCACAGCCUUCUCCAGAGACUCUGCGAGUAUGGACAUCUUGCAGAUUCGUACAGAUGGGCUGGUUCUCCGCGCACGAAGCUGUCACCUACGUCGAUCUAUUUUUCAAAAACUGUUCGCCGCUCUCACCGAUCCUCUCUGAUUUCUAUUCGCGUCACGAGAACCAUUGGUCAUUAAUAGCUUUGGACCCAUUCCUAUGUGUAACCAUCCUAAUGAUCUCCUCGCGGUACAAUAUUUUGCCCGGCGUAGGUGGUGCCUCGAGAGGUUACUUUGUCCAUGAUCGGUUGUGGGAGCAAUGCCAACGCUUCAUCAUGAAGAUCAUGUUGGGCCAAGUCAAGCUAUCCAAAGCUCAAUCACGGACGAUCGGAUCAAUAGAAGCUCUGCUGCUUCUCUCUGAAUGGCACCCACGUGCUUUACACUUUCCCACCGCCAGUGAUGGGUGGGAUUGCGAGCUCAUGAUUGGAGCAAACAACACGACAUCGGAGGGCGUCCAAAUCUUAGAAGGCGACACGACGUCGAGUCGCUGGCUCGAAGACGUUAUUGAGCCUGCGAAACGAUCAGACCGAAUGUCCUGGAUGUUGAUGGGUUGUGCGCUUUCGCUGGCGCAAGAGUUGGGGUUAUUUGAAGAUAAUGGUAAUGUGGAGAGGGACCAGGUUUCGUACCCAAAGACACCACCGGAAGCACUUGUUCAAAGGCGGAUCCGCGCUCGGAAGUUACUCUACGUUUUCAUAGAGCAACUAUCGUGGCGUCUAGGUUGUACAUCGAUGAUUCCACAAAGCCUGAAUCACGCUUUGAUGGAAAAACUACCUGUCAAUGCAACUACGGGCGCUCCUGAGGAGUGGCAGGGUUUUAUGAGCGCUUGGGUCGAACUGACCAAACUGGCUCGAUCAGUAUCGGAUACGAUCUAUCCUUCAACAACGACUACACGCAAUCUGCUACGGACGGGAAGAUACAUUGGACUCCUCGAGCACUUUCAACCUCUGCUUACUACGUGGAGGAAAAAGUACUUGGAUCCAUGCAAACUAAAGGUCGGCCUCCACGACAUGUUGUGCAUCGAGUACCAGUAUGUCAGGAUUUACACGAACUCCCUUGGUAUGCAGGCUGUAGUGGAGCGCACCCUCGCUGAAACCGAUCCGGAUGGACCGCAAGAGGAUAUCCUGCCACUCAAUCUAGAGCCACGAGACUACGACUUCAUACAAGAAGUCGUCGAUGGAAGCUGUCAAAUUUUGCAGAAAGUCGUUCAGCUCUACGACUCUGGUGCUCUACGGUACUCACCAGUCCGGAUCUUCCUUCGUAUUACCGCGUCCUCCAUUUAUUUGAUCAAAGCUCUCAGCCUAGGUUCCCGGAAUCAGAAGUUGCAGAGCUCUUUAGAUAUCUUGGACGCCGCCAUUCGUGCCAUGCGCUCCAGCACACUCGACGACAUGCACCUCGCCUCCCGCUAUGCCACUCUGCUCGAUCUGCACGUAGCCAGACUUCGCGAGAACUUCGUCGUCUCUGCGCGCCCGCCGCGCAUCCCUUCGCGAGGAACGUCGCUCGAGAACAAUAUGACAGCUGGGAUGGACUUCUUGAACAACCACAACGCAGGCACAUCAGGUAUCGCCUCACUUGCCAACGAUGUCAACGGUUUGAUGCCGGAUGAUGACUGGCUGGCGCUGCCCUUUGAUCCGGCGAUGGCUCCUUUCGGUCUGGAUUCAAACCCUAGUUUCCAAGGCUUUGAUGACGGCACGUUGGAUUUCAUAUGGAAUUUGCCUAUGUAA
Didymosphaeria variabile is the source of this 1974-nucleotide messenger RNA. RefSeq lists its product as uncharacterized. The record is from RefSeq and is a predicted model, not a curated record. Gene Ontology annotation, molecular function: zinc ion binding; DNA-binding transcription factor activity, RNA polymerase II-specific. The transcript is spliced from 3 exons. NCBI's taxonomy places the organism in Eukaryota, Fungi, Ascomycota, Dothideomycetes, Pleosporales, Didymosphaeriaceae. Gene Ontology annotation, biological process: positive regulation of transcription by RNA polymerase II; aromatic amino acid catabolic process. Gene Ontology annotation, cellular component: nucleus. The coding region runs from base 1 to 1974 and encodes 657 amino acids.